Staurois parvus is the source of this 462-nucleotide messenger RNA. The record is from the annotation of a GenBank genome assembly. NCBI's taxonomy places the organism in Eukaryota, Metazoa, Chordata, Amphibia, Anura, Ranidae.
AUUUCUCUAGGCUCCCUCUGCUCUCUGGGCUUGUACCUGGUAUUUGGCUAUGGGGCUUCUCUGGUCUGCAAUUUGAUUGGCUUUGUGUAUCCUGCUUACACUUCAAUUAAAGCCAUUGAAAGCCCAGAAAAAAAAGAUGACACGAUAUGGCUGACGUACUGGGUGGUUUAUGGCGUGUUCAGCGUAGUAGAAUUUUUCUCGGAUAUAUUUCUCUUCUGGUUUCCAUUUUACUAUCUGGGAAAGUGUGCAUUCUUGCUGUGGUGUAUGGCUCCUUUCUCAUGGAAUGGAUCUCAGAUUCUUUAUAGUCGCUUCAUUCUGCCAUUCUUUCUAAAGCACCAUCGGACUGUAGAUAGUGUAGUGAGCGAUUUGAGUGGCCAGGCUUUGAACACAGCAGAAAAUGUGACCAGACAAGGUAUGUUCUCAGCCCCAUGUUGCAGAGGUUUGCCUUUUUCUUUGCAUUGA